Triticum aestivum (bread wheat) is the source of this 2225-nucleotide messenger RNA. RefSeq names its product L-type lectin-domain containing receptor kinase SIT2. NCBI's taxonomy places the organism in Eukaryota, Viridiplantae, Streptophyta, Magnoliopsida, Poales, Poaceae. The record is from RefSeq and is a predicted model, not a curated record. Gene Ontology annotation, molecular function: carbohydrate binding; protein kinase activity; ATP binding. Bases 53 to 1987 code for a protein of 644 amino acids. Gene Ontology annotation, biological process: protein phosphorylation. The transcript is spliced from 2 exons.
GCGCUUGCAUCCUGCAUGCCGCUUGUUGAGUUGUAGCUUGCAAGUCACACGCAUGCCUGCAAUGAAGCAUGCAUCCUUCCUUCAGCGCUUCCUCCUCCUCCUGUUCGGUCUUAUCAUCACAACCUUGGCCUCCAGCGAUGAUCAAUUUCUCUUCUCCGGCUUCAACCAAUCCAGCCUAACCCUCGAUGGUUGUGCCGUGGUCACAGACGCCGGCCUCCUUGAUCUGUCCAAUGGCACAACUGCUCUCAAUGGUCAUGCCUUCUACCCUACUCCUCUGCAAUUCCGCAAGUCGCCCGGUGGUAAAGUUCAAUCCUUCUCAGUCAAUGUAGUUUUCAGCAUCUUCAUCGCAUACCAAGACUUGAGAGCUGGAGGCAUGGCCUUCUUCAUCGCCCCCGCAACGAAUUUCUCUGAUGCACAAGGAGCCAAGUACUUUGGCCUACUCAACGAGAAGAACAAUGGCAACACAAGAAAUCACAUCUUCAUGGUCGAACUCGACACCUUCAAACAUGUUGAGCUCCAAGACAUCGACGACAACCACAUCGGUAUCGACAUCAACAGUGUAAUCUCCUUGGAAUCCAACACGUCCGGCUUCUAUGAAGACGAGGGUGGUGCCUUCAAGAGCAUGAUGCUGAAUGGCAACGAGGCUAUGCAACUGUGGGUGGAUUACAACGAGAGUGAUACGCAGAUCAAAGUGACCUUGGCUCCAAUCAACCUGCCCAAACCAUCAAGGCCACUGCUCUCUGCAACAUAUGAUCUCUCAACUGUACUCUCCGGCUCGGCUUCAUACAUUGGAUUCUCAUCCGUAUCUACUCUCAUCAACACCCGUCAGUAUGUGAUGGGCUGGAGCUUUGGCAUGAAUCAACCAGCUCCAUCCAUUGACAUCUCCAAGCUUCCCAAGUUGCCUUUUGUUGGUCCCAAGGCCCAGUCCAAGCUCUUGAUGAUCGUCCUACCAAUAGCCACUGCAACACUGAUCCUCUCUAUGGGCACUCUUGUCACUCUAGUUGUGCGAAGGCGACUGAAGUAUGCUGAGGUGCGUGAGGAUUGGGAGGGAGAGUUUGGUCCGCAUCGGUUCUCGUACAAGGAUUUGUUCCAUGCUACGGGAGGGUUCAAGAACAAACACCUACUUGGAGAAGGGGGUUUUGGGAAAGUAUAUAAAGGAGUUCUUCCAUUGUCUAGUGUGGAGAUUGCUGUGAAGAGGAUGUCUCAUGAGUCAAGGCAGGGGAUGAAGGAAUUUGUCACCGAGGUUGUUAGCAUCGGUCGACUCCGUCAUCGAAAUGUUGUGCAGCUACUUGGCUAUUGCCGGAGAAAAAGUGAACUGUUUUUGGUUUAUAAUUACAUGCCAAAUGGUAGCCUUGAUAAAUACCUACAUUGUGAAGACCACAGGGGCAUUUUGAAUUGGGGUCAGAGGUUUCGAAUCAUCAAAGGCAUUGCUACCGGCUUGCUCUAUCUCCAUGAGAAGUGGGAGAAGAUAAUAAUCCAUAGAGACAUCAAGGCAAGCAAUGUACUCCUGGAUGGUGAAAUGAAUGGGCGGCUUGGUGACUUUGGCCUUGCAAGGUUAUAUGAUCAUGGCACUGACGCACAAACCACACAUAUGGUUGGUACAAAGGGGUACCUAGCCCCGGAGCUACUGCGGACAGAGGGAAAUGAAGUUUUCUUGGUAGAUUGGGUACUCGAGCAUUGGAACAACGAAGCGCUUAUCAAGACAGUGGAUACUAGGCUGCAAUGCGACUUCAGCAUUGAUGAAGCAUGCCUCGUGUUAAAGCUGGGACUUUUGUGCUUGCACCCAUUUCCUAGUUCAAGGCCCAGGAUGCGGGAAGUUAAGCAAUACCUCGACGGUGACAUGCCACUGCCCGAGCUGAGGAAGACGGAGCUGAGCGUGAACAUGGCGGCCCUGGUGAAAAGCAAUGGACCGAACUUGGUCAUCAUGUCAUACCCGCAAAUCACAUCGAGCUUCUGCAUGAUAUCUGGCCUCUCAGGAGGAAGAUGAUAUCCACGGCGCUUCGUCGCUGACUAGCUAUGCUGCUUACUAUAAUAGUAUAAGCACAUGUAUCAAUGUCGUAGUAUGUCCUAGUAGAAAUAAACAUAAGCACAGUAUCAGUUACAUGUCUGAAGUCUGUACUACGUACAACAUUUUCAUUCAGAUGCUCAUAAGGUUGUAUCUUGCAUGUAACUAUGUAUUCGAUGGUUUUAUGUAUUUAAGUGUUCUGAACCCUUCUGUGCAACAU